This is a messenger RNA of Gastrolobium bilobum, 2526 nucleotides long. RefSeq lists its product as uncharacterized. The transcript has 3 exons. The record is from RefSeq and is a predicted model, not a curated record. NCBI's taxonomy places the organism in Eukaryota, Viridiplantae, Streptophyta, Magnoliopsida, Fabales, Fabaceae. The coding region runs from base 1 to 2226 and encodes 741 amino acids.
AUGGCCUCCACCCCUUCCGUCGUCGACGACAGGGCCGUGAACAAGCGUUACGAGGGCCUUCUCACAAUGCGCUCCCGAGCCAUAAAGGGCAAAGGUGCUUGGUACUGGCCUCACUUCGAACCCAUUCUCGUUCCCAACCCUGAUUCCGCCCAAGCCAAGUCGGUGAAGCUCAAGUGUUCCCUCUGCGGUUCUAUUUUCUCCGCGUCGAACCCUUCACGAACCGCUUCCGAGCACCUUAAGAGAGGGACUUGCACAAAUUUCAACCACAACCAUUCUUCUUCUUCGCCGUCGCCGACGCCGAUUUCCUUUGUGCCGGUGGCCGUGGCUGUGGUUUCGGAUUCGAAGAGGAAGAGAAGGUCUUAUAAUCAAAAUCACUCAUUGGCAAUGGUUGAGCAACUGGGUUACUCUCAGGUGAAUCAACAACAACAGCAUUUGGUGUUGUCUGGUGGGAAGGAAGAUUUGUGUGCUUUGGCUGUUUUUGAAGACUGUGUGAAGAAGCUUAAGAGUCCCAAGAAUUCUUCAUCAAAUCCUGCUUUGACUAAGGAACAGGUUGACUCUGCUGUUGAACUUCUAGCAGAUUGGUUCUAUGAGUCAUGUGGAUCUGUGCCUCUCUCCACCCUUGAACACCCCAAGUUUCAAGCCUUUCUUACCCAACUUGGUUUGCCAGCAACAACCUUGAGACGUGAGAUAUCAUGUUGUUCUAGACUUGAGGAUAGGUUCCGUGUGGCCAAGGCUGAGUCAGAAGCUAGAAUAAGAGAUUCACUGUUUUUCCAACUGGGGUGUGAUGGUUGGAAGAACAAGGAGUGGUGUUGUGGACGAGGAGAUGGUUUGGUGAAGUUCUCAGUGAAUCUUCCAAAUGGGACUUGUGUGUUCCAAAAGGCUGUGUUUACUGGUGGGGGAGUGCUUUCAUCCAAGUAUGCAGAGGAGAUUUUGUGGGAGAUGGUGACUGCAGUUACUGGGAGUGUUGUGCAGAGAUGUGUGGGGAUUGUUGCAGACAAGUUUAAGGCCAAAGCAUUGAGGAACUUGGAGGUGCAGAACCAUUGGAUGGUGAAUAUUUCUUGUCAGCUUCAGGGUUUCGUUAGUUUGAUCAAGGAUUUUAGCAACGGCCUCCCACUUUUCAGGGUUGUGACUGAGAAUUGUCUCAAGGUUGCAAAUUUUAUAAAUAAUGAAUCUCCGGUUAGGAAUAGUUUUCUCAGGUACCGGAUGCAGGAGCUUGAGUGUGCUGGGUUGGUUCGAGUUCCCUCACCAAAAUGUGAUGUGGUGAAGAACUUUGCAUCUGUUUUUCCAAUGAUGGAAGACAUCCUGAGCUGUGCUGGAGUAAUCCAAAUGGUCAUGUUGGAGGACACAUUUAAGAUGGCGUGCAUGGAGGAUCCACUAGCCAGAGAAGUUGCUGGAAUCAUACAGAAUGAGGGAUUUUGGAAUGAACUGGAGGCAGUUUAUUCACUGGUAAAGCUUAUCAGAGGAGUGGUUCAGGACAUUGAGGCUGAGAGGCCAUUGAUUGGUCGAUGCCUGCCACUUUGGCAGGAGCUGAGAACCAAAGUGAAGGAGUGGUGUGCCAAGUACAAUAUUGUGGAAGAACCCGUGGAGAAAAUACUUGAGAAACGAUUCAGAAAAAACUAUCAUCCUGCAUGGUCAGCUGCAUUUAUACUUGAUCCACUUUACUUGAUUAAAGACACAAGUGGGAAGUACCUUCCUCCAUUCAAGUGCUUAACUGGUGAACAAGCAAAAGAUGUAGAUAAGUUAUUGACGAGGCUAUCUUCCCGAGAAGAAGCUCAUGUUGUGUUGAUGGAGCUCAUGAAAUGGAGGUCAGAAGGGCUUGAUCCACUUUAUGCACAGGCCGUACAGAUGAAACAACGAGACCCGGUUACAAGGAAGAUGAAAGUUGCAAAUCCACUGAGCAGUAGACUUGUCUGGGAAACUUGCCUAAGUGAAUUUAAAUCCCUGGGGAAGAUUGCGGUGAGGCUUAUUUUUCUGCCUGCAACCUCAUGUGGAUUUAAGAGUAGUUGCUCUUUCAUGAGGAUGAUUUAUGCACAUAAAUGCUCAAGAAAUUCCUUGGAAAGAGCUCAGAAAAUGGUGUAUAUUGCAAAUCAUGCCAAGCUUGAAAGACUAGACUUUUCAAAUGAGGAAGAAAAGGACGCACAACUGAUUGGUGACAUGGCAGGUAGUGAUGAUGGCAUGCUGGCUGAGGUCUUUGCUGAUACACCCCUAGUAGUUGGAAAUGCUUGAAGCAGUAGGGUGGGUGGUAAACCAGAAUUGGUCAUGACGUGGGUCAACCUCGGAAGAACAUGAGAAAGAAUCUUUGUUGCCGAAGAAGCACUUCUUAUAAAUAAUCUGGCAUAUCUACUGAUGUGUUUGUUUCUGAGAAAUGGUUAGACCCAUCUGGGGGAAGUGGCUGUCCAUGUCACUGCUUUGGUUGUCAUGGUCAAAGAAAAGUGAGGUUUGCCGAAUUAAUCGUUUGCUUGCCAUGAUUGCUAAAAAGUCUUGGGGAAAGUUGAAGCAUGGAGUGUAGGGAAAGAUAAACAAAGG